Molecule: messenger RNA, 1471 nt
Organism: Leptinotarsa decemlineata (Colorado potato beetle)
Lineage: Eukaryota; Metazoa; Arthropoda; Insecta; Coleoptera; Chrysomelidae
Product: cytochrome P450 6a2
Molecular function (GO): heme binding; iron ion binding; oxidoreductase activity, acting on paired donors, with incorporation or reduction of molecular oxygen
Source: RefSeq, a predicted model, not a curated record
AUGAUGAUCCCAAAAAUCAUAUCAGUCAGUGAUUCAUUGAUACAAAAUAUUGAAAAAUACACCGACAUCAAAGCAGAUAUCAAUAUCAAACAGAUUGCAAGUGAAUUCACUGUCAAUUCCAUAGCAAGCUGUAUCUUAGGUAUAAUACCAGGCACUCCUGAGAAACUGGGCAACUGUUUUGCAGAAGUGACUAGAAAACAUUUUGAGAGAGAAAGGCUCAGCUAUCUUCUGCGAGUGUCAUUCCUCAAUAGGUUUCCAGAUCUGAGCUGCAAAUUGGGAUUGAGAUACAUCAAGAAAGAAGUAGCAGAAUUUUUUUUGAAACUUGUUGAGGACUGCAUAAGUUACAGGAAGGAAAACAAAUUCAUCUGUUCAGAUUUUCUGCAAUCUUUGAUUAAUCUGAGAAAUAAAAAAAACGCCAAAGUGAAUAUUUUAACUGAUGAAUUUUUGGCCGCCCAGGUAUUCUCAUUAUUUUCUGCAUCUCUCGAAACAUCGUCAACUGUUAUAACCUUUACUCUGUAUGAAUUAGCAACUAAUACACAUAUUCAGGAGAGGCUUAGGAAAGAAAUAAAUGAAGUUUUAGAAAAGCAUAAAGGUCAACUGAAUGAUGUCGCUUUGAAUGAAAUGAUAUACCUCCGUCAAGUGAUAAACGAAUCUCUUAGGUUAUAUCCACCGAUAACAAGUUUGGAAAGGAGGUGUAUGAAGAAUUAUAAAAUCGAUGGUACUGACUUGAUGAUAGAGAAACAUAUAAGUAUAACAAUUCCAAUAUUUGGACUUCAUAGAGAUUCCAGAAACUACCCGUAUCCGGAAAAAUUUGAUCCCGAUAGAUUUAGUGCAGAAAAUAAACAUAAUAUCCAACCACAUACGUACCUUCCCUUCGGUAUAGGGCCGAGGAGUUGUAUAGGUCAGCGUAUUGGAUUCUUGUUGAUACAAAUAGCUCUUGUCGAAAUACUGAAGAAGCUCAAGCUGAUUGUCAGCGCUUCCACACGAUUACCGUUUGAGAUGGAUAAAGUGAAUUUAUUCUUAACUAUUAAAAAUCCCGUCUUUCUAAAAGCUGAAAAAAUACAACACUGACAACAACAAGGAAGAUUUCAGAUAACAACCUCACGAUAGUUUGUAAAUGUUUACUAUAGUAAAAAAUGAAAGUUGCAUUGUAACGGCAAAAACAAAACAAAAAAUGAUAAGGGCGCAACCAGUUUAUUUUUAUACAUUCAAACUGGAAAACCUCCAGGUCUUUUGGAUUUCGUCCUGUACUACACUAAAUGACUUGGAUAUUAAAUUAUGCCGUGUUUUUGAAAAGAUUAUGAUGAUUUGUCGGUAGAAAGAGAUAGCAAGCUUUACUUUGAACCGUUUAUUUAUUGAAAAAAAAAGGUUCGAUUAACAACAAAAUUAAAGGAAAGUUAGUAUUAAUGGGGAGUACACAGGUAUUUUUUCAAAAUUUAUAAAUGAAUGGAAUGAAGAAAACAUGUUGAGA